AUGCUUCAAGAGAGAACUUAUUACGGCUUAACAUCCAUCUACAAUGACAACCAAGUUCAAUACCUUGUUAAUAUCCAAGUUGGCACUCCUCCCCAAACUUUUGUUGUCAUUGUAGACACAGGCAGCCCUAAGUUUUGGGUUCCGUCGAUAGACUGUCCUGCUUCUCAAUGUCCUCUGGUCAACUUCAAUGCAUCAGAAUCAUCCACACUCACAAAUUGCAACAGCAAUUUCACCAUCACUUACACUGGCGGCUAUGCAAAAGGAAGCUUAGUAACCGAUCAUGUCACAUUAGCCGGCAUCAGCGUAGAUAAUCAGGCAUUUGGACUAGUGACAUCCACUGAAGAAACUGUUACAGUAGAUGAAAACUACAGCGGCAUUCGUGCUGACGGUAUUCUAGGGCUCUCUUUCCCAGACAACAGAACAUUACAGAAGGGCUACAUCUCCUCCAUUCCAUUUCACAUGGCAGCAGAUCAAUUACUGACGGACCCCAUCUUUUCCAUCUGCACCAAUUCGAUAUACCAAGAUGGCUGGGCUGGCGACAUUAUUCUGGGUGGUAUGAAUACAUCUGAUUUCGUUGGCAAUUUGAGCUAUGUUCCCGUCGCCCCUGAUUCCGUAACACAGCAAUACACGUUCUGGCAAAUAUACACAAAAUCAGUUUCAUUGACAUCUGCUGUGGACAGCACACUGAUCACAACAUCUCCCGACUUUGAUCCUCGAGUGAUCACCACGAUCGAUACAGGUACCACGUUUUCGUACAUGAGCAACGAGUACAUCAAAUCCAUGAUGCGAGCUAUCACUGGCCAAGUUCCCCGAGAACUGGAUUCUGGAUCUGGCUGUUAUCCCAUUGAUUGCAACUACGCAUACGCAGACGAGAAUGAUUUCAAUGUCGCGCUUGAAUUCUCAGUAUCAGACACUGAUAAAACUACACUCAUCACUAUUCCAGUCAAUGAAUUAGUAGAGCCAGUAGAUAACACCAGUAUUCAAUAUGCUCAUCGGUGCGUGUUCUCGCUUUGUCCAACGUCAGCGCCUACCAUGUUGCUCGGAGAUUCAGUGAUCCGAGCACUCUAUUUAGUGUUUGAUAUGGAGCACAAGCAAAUGGGGUUUGCACCUUCUUUGAAUACACACAGCACAGUUCGCCAAUACUGA
Molecule: messenger RNA, 1146 nt
Organism: Mucor velutinosus
Lineage: Eukaryota; Fungi; Mucoromycota; Mucoromycetes; Mucorales; Mucoraceae
Exons: 2
Coding region: 1-1146 (381 amino acids)
Biological process (GO): proteolysis
Molecular function (GO): aspartic-type endopeptidase activity
Source: RefSeq, a predicted model, not a curated record